Molecule: messenger RNA, 1816 nt
Organism: Manihot esculenta (cassava)
Lineage: Eukaryota; Viridiplantae; Streptophyta; Magnoliopsida; Malpighiales; Euphorbiaceae
Product: F-box/LRR-repeat protein 14
Exons: 2
Coding region: 258-1661 (467 amino acids)
Biological process (GO): SCF-dependent proteasomal ubiquitin-dependent protein catabolic process
Cellular component (GO): SCF ubiquitin ligase complex
Molecular function (GO): protein binding
Source: RefSeq, a predicted model, not a curated record
GCAAUCAAGGCAGGAGGAUAUUUUUCUAAAAAAUGCAUUAUUGCUUCCAGCGGAAUAGGGAGCAAGGAACGGCAAAGCUCUCUUCUCUGGCUCUGGUAUCAAACUAACAGAAGCAUCCGGUUGGGACAACAUCUUAAAAUCAUCCAAUUUACAUGUAACUAGCUUCCAAAUACCACAAACGGACGCUUUCCAUCAUCCCUGGUUCUCUCUUUUUCCGGAUAUUCUUUUGUCAAGCUGAGAGAAGAAAUCUGGUUUUAAUGGAUAACUUACCAGACCAAUUGGUUUGGGAGAUAAUGAGCAGAGUCAAGAAAACUGUUGAUAGAAACUCUGUUUCAUUAGCAUGUAAGCGUCUCUAUGAAUUGGAUAGAGAACAGAGACAAUCUCUUCGUUUCGGCUGUGGAUUAGAUCCUGCUAAUCAAGCUCUCAGUUCCCUCUGCAAUAGAUUUCCUAACUUGGUUAAAGUAGAAAUAACUUACUCUGGUUGGAUGUCCAAGCUAGGAAAGCAGUUAGAUGACCAUGGGCUUGCGAUUCUUUCUAACAAUUGCCCAUCCCUGAUUGAUCUCUCUUUGAGCUAUUGUACUUUCAUUACUGAUGUUGGUCUUCGCCAUUUGGCUUCUUGCUCCAAGCUUUCAGCUUUGAAGUUAAAUUUCACCCCAAGAAUAACUGGUUGUGGCAUAUUAUCUCUUGUUGUGGGUUGCAAAAAACUCACCAUUCUCCAUCUUAAUCGAUGUCUCAAUGUUACGAGUGUUGAAUGGCUGGAAUAUCUUGGCAAGCUUGAAACACUUGAAGACCUUUCAAUUAAGAAUUGUAGAGUGAUUGGGGAGGGUGACUUAAUUAAGCUAGGAUCAAGCUGGCGAAAACUGAAAAAAUUGCAGUUCGAAGUGGAUGCUAAUUACAGAUAUAUGAAGGUUUAUGAUCGGUUAGCUGUAGAUCGAUGGCAAAAACAAUUGGUCCCAUGUGAGUCUAUGUCGGAACUUAGCCUUGUGAAUUGCAUCAUCAGCCCUGGGAGAGGGCUUGCUUGUGUGUUGGGAAAGUGCAAGAACUUGGAGAAGAUUCAUUUGGACAUGUGUGUUGGUGUGAGAGACUGUGACAUUAUAGGCUUAGCGCAAAAAUCAAGAAAUCUACUGUCCAUUUCCCUCCGAGUCCCUUCUGAUUUCUCCUUGCCUCUUCUGCUGAACAACCCUUUGAGAUUAACAGAUGAAAGUCUUAAAGCAGUAGCUGAAAACUGUCCAAUGCUCGAAUCCGUCCGGAUAUCUUUCUCCGAUGGGGAGUUUCCUUCCUUUUCAUCCUUUACUUUAAAUGGAAUCCUUGCUUUGAUUCAGAUGUGCCCUAUUCGGGAACUCGCUCUCGACCAUGUCUAUUCCUUCAAUGACGCCGGGAUGGAAGCUCUUUGUUCAGCUCAGUAUCUGGAAACUUUGGAGCUUGUCAGAUGCCAAGAAAUCAGCGAUGAGGGGCUGCAGCUUGUAAGCCAGUUUCCUCGCUUGUGCAUAUUACGAUUAAGAAAGUGUUUGGGAGUUACAGAUGAUGGCUUAAAGCCUCUUGUUGAGUCAUACAAAUUGGAAAUCUUGACUGUGGAAGAUUGUCCGCAAAUUUCUGAAAGAGGUGUUCAAGGGGCUGCAAGAUCUGUCUCAUUCCGGCAAGACUUAUCAUGGAUGUAUUGAACUUGGUAGCUCUAAUGGUUCGCUCUGCAUCUGUUGCUUUGUUAAUCUUCUUACUUGGAUAGCUGGAUUUUUUCUUUUUUCCUGAUAGUAAGUAUGGUGCUGUAAUUGAUCACCAAUUUGUUUUAUUAAAAUAAAUUUUGUUGUGGAUUCAUUCA